Molecule: messenger RNA, 7212 nt
Organism: Anolis carolinensis (green anole)
Lineage: Eukaryota; Metazoa; Chordata; Lepidosauria; Squamata; Anolidae
Gene: abi3bp
Product: ABI family member 3 binding protein
Exons: 65
Coding region: 119-5656 (1845 amino acids)
Biological process (GO): positive regulation of cell-substrate adhesion; extracellular matrix organization
Molecular function (GO): protein binding
Source: RefSeq, a predicted model, not a curated record
CCUGUCAAAGUUUUGCUGCCUCUGUGACAGAGAGAACGGUUCACUUUGCUGCAGCUGCAUUACCUUGUAUGACACUCCUCAGCAUCUUAAACUGUGCAAGUUUGGAUUUGAAAGCAUAAUGUCAAGGCUGGUCUUCCUACUUUUCUGUGGAAAUUUUGCACUACUUCUUGGAAAUGCUCAGAAAUUGCCAAGAGUCAAGCGACAAAGCCUGAAGGUUCAGAUCAAUGUGACUAGCGAUGGAGUGUGCAUGAGAUAUAUUCGACCGAGCACAAGCACUAAACUGGAGGGCUUCAUCUUGGGGUACGGCAGCAGCUUCUUCUCUAACCAGUAUAUUUCUCUACCAGCAGAUGGAAAAUCUUACAUGACUGAAGUUGAUGCAGAGCCAAGAUACUUGAUUUCUGUGAGGCCAAUGCCUGUUACAAAUUACAAGAAAUCUUGUUCAGGUAAAACACAUACACCCAAACCACUCCAGUUGGUAAUAGGCACUUUAACUCCAACUUCUGUCUUCUUAUCCUGGGGAAUCUUAGUCAACCCAAAGCAUGACUGGACCACAAUGAAUAAUUGUGCAAAUGACAGAUUUUAUACAGUCCGCUACAGAGAAAAAGACAAGAACAAGAAGUGGGCUCUUCAACUUUGUCCAACUACAGAAACAGUGGUGGACAACCUGAAACCUAAUGCAGUCUAUGAAUUUGGAGUGAAGGACAACACAGAUAAUGGAAUCUGGAGCAAGAUUUUCAAUCAUAAGGUGGUUAUGCCUAGUAAAAACAAGGAAAAUGGACAACCCCAGAACAAUUAUAUAUUACACAAUAUCCAAACACAGUUUGUACCAGGAAAUUCAAAAGUACUACAUCCAGUUACAAUAAUUAAACAAGUUCUUCAAAAUGUAACACAGCGGACAAAGACUAAAAUCCCAGAGAAGUCUCCUUUAGCAGGACCAAUACUAGUGCACCUAAUUGUUCCAGAUUUCAAUGGAACCCAACAAAAGCUGCUAUCACCUUUCACACUGGAUGUACCUGAAAACCCAAAAAAGACACCUGCGAAGAAUGAAACUCAAGAAUGGCCUGCAGAAUCCAAAACACCAGAAGUACAAGAAAUCUCUCCACAAUCUCAACCUGCUAUGGCUGAAUUGGACUGGGAAAGUAGCAAGCCAACAACUCCAAGCAUCUUAAAAGAAUCAGAGAGUCCAUCAGCACGCACUGACAGUGAACUGGAAGCUUCAGAACAUAGCAUAACUCCAAUGGCUGAAUUGUCUCUUGAUAUACUGGCUCCAUACAAAUUUCCAGAAUUUCCUAAAACAAAAGCACCUCCUACCUACCCAAUAUCCACUGAAACUUUAGCUUCACAUGAAAUAGAGUCAGUUUCUUCAGAAUCCCAAACGCCUGUUCCAAAAGGCACAUGGACAAAGCAAGUUUCCAGCAAAACACAACCUGCUCUUUCAAGGCCCAGAACAUCUGACGAGACUGACAUAUCAGACUCCAAAAGAGCAGUAACAAAUGAACCCACACCGGAAUCUCUCACACCUAAAUCAGCUAAGCCUCUUGACUGGCCAAAGUCAACACUGGCGCCGCCUGAAACGGCAUUCAUUCCUUUUAAACGGAAACCUUCUGACACCCCAGAAGGAAGGCAGGUGAAACCUGCCCCUAAUCUACCACCUUUGAAGCACAAUACCCCUAAAACUUCUAGGAUUCUUGAAAAAACUACGACUACACCAGGAGCUCCAGUGGAAACAAAUUUUAUUCCUUCUAUACCUAAACCUUCUACCAGACCUAAAAUGCCAGACGUUAAAUAUGCAGAAAAAGAACAUCAGUGGGAAACCACUACACGUAAAAUGUUUAAACCCGUUGAAUUUCCAAGAACAACAAAGGUUCCCAGUAAAACAAAAAUCCCUGUUUCCAAGCCCCAAAUCCAUCCCCAUCUGGAACAGCCAAAGAUUGUACCGGUUACCAGAACAUUGAUUCCAGUUCCUGCCACAACUAUGGUUUCUGGUGCUGUUGAGCUUCCAGUGGCAACAAUGGCUUCUUAUGAAUCAAGCCCUAUUCCUUUCAAACCUAAAGAACCUGACUAUAUUGUCCCGGAAAUACAAGAUAGCAAACCUGAUUCUUAUGAAUCAAGUUUUAUUCCUUCCAAACCUAAAGAAUCUGCCAGUAUCACGCCAGACAUACAAGAUAGCAAAUCUGGUUCUUAUGAAUCAAGCUCUGUUCCUUCUAAACCUAAAGAACCUGCCAAUAUCAUGCCACACAUACAAGAUAGCAAACCUGCUUCUUAUGAAUUGAGUCCUAUUCCUUCUAAACACAAAGAACCUGAUUAUACCAUGCCAGAAGUACAAGAUAGGAAACCCGGUUCUUAUGAAUCAAGCUCUAUUUCUUCUAAACCUAAAGAACCUGCCAAUAUCGUGCCAGACAUACAAGAUAGCAAACCUGCUUCUUAUGAACCACCCUCUGUUCCUUCAAAACCUAAAAAAUCUGACUAUACCGUGCCAGAAGUACAAGAUGGCAAACCUGCUUCUUAUGAAUCAAGCUCAAUUCCUUCUAAACCUAAAGAAACUGACCAUAUCAUGCCAGAAAUACAAGAUAGCAAACCCGCUUCUUAUGAAUCAAGUUCCAUUCCUUCUAAACCUAAGGAACAUGCCUAUAUCAUGCCAGACAUACAAGACAGGAAACCCGCUUCCUAUGACUCAAGCUCCAUUCCUUCUAAACCUAAGGAACCUGACUAUGUCAUGCCGGAAGUACAAGAUAGCAAACCGGAUCCAACUGAAGCAGAUAAUUUUUAUUUUAAAACACCUGCGGGAUCAAAGCUGCCAUUUAUUGACUCUGCUUCUUUUGAAUCAAGCUCCAUUCCUUCUAAACCUAAAGAAACUGUCUAUAUCAUGCCAGAAGUACAAGAUAGCAAACCUGGUAGAGUGGAUGUACAAGAUAGUAAACCUGCUUCUUCUGAAUCAAACUCAAUUCCAUCUAAAUCUAAAGAAACUGACUAUAUCAUGCCAGAAGUACAAGAUAGCAAACCCGCUUCUUAUGAAUCAAACUCCAUUCCUUCUAAAUCUAAGGAACAUGCCUAUAUCAUGCCAGACAUACAAGAUAGAAAACCCGUUUCUUAUGAAUCAAGCUCCAUUCCUUCUAAACCUAAGGAACCUGACUAUGUCAUGCCGGAAGUACAAGAUAGCAAACCGGCUUCUUAUGAAACGAGCUAUAUUCCUUCUAAACCUAAAGAAACUGACUAUAUAAUGCCAGAUGCACAAGAUAGCAAACCUGCUUCUUCUGAAUCAAGCUCCAUUCCUUCUAAGCCCAAAGAGCCUGACUAUAUCAUGCCAGAAGUACAAGAUAGCAAACCUGAUUCAGCUGAAGCAGAUAAUUUUUCUUUUAAAGUACCUACAACAACAGAACUCCCAUUUAUUGAUUCUGUCUUGGAACCUGUUACGUUUAGCAAUGAACUUCCAAUAGUAGCUCCCAAAGUGAAGGAACACAUCUACAGUCCCAAAACAACGAUGACACCUCAUCCGCUACAUACGAAGCCUGUUAUUGAACCAAUUGUCCUUGAAACUGAUCCACCAAAGAUAGAAACAGAAGAGAGACCUCCUAUGUCUACCAGACCUAAAAACUGGUUAAUCACUGAUGUGCCACAAACUAAGCCUGACAUGGAACCAGUUACCUUUAGAAUGGAGCAGCCAAAAUCAACUCUGGCUCCUAAAGAAACAAGUCGAGUUCCUGCCAGGUUAAAAACAUCUCCCAGCCCUAGUGUAAUGCGAACCAAACCUAGUCCAAAAGGCAACCGACGUGUUUCAUCCAAGCCUAAAGUACCUCCAACAAAAUCCAGUCUCAAAGUACCUCCAACAAAAUCAGCAGAAAUUACUCCAUUUUCUCCAGACCCUAUAACUAUCAUGGUACCUCAUGUUCCUGAAAAGGCAAAAGCAACACUGGCUUCAACAGUGGAACAGUUCAUUCCUAAUAAAUCAAAUCCAUCCACCAAGCCAAGAAUGGUAGAGACAAAACCUGCAGUACAUCGAACAACCUCUCAACCAUUUGUACUCAAACCUACUGUGUCUUCUGAACAAAUAAAGACAAUUAUGGCUCCAAAAGAAACAUGGUUUAUUUCUUCUAAACCCAAAACAUCUGGCAAACUAGAUGGUCCUCCAAGUAAACCUGUUCCAGAUGCAAUACACCCAACAUAUCCAGGAUCAAUUAACCUUCAUAUUCAUGUUUUCAAUGGUCCCAAAGAUGGUUUGGCUUCAACCAAGACCCAUAGUGGUGUAACAACUGAGAGUCCACAUUUGAAAACUGCCGUGCAUGUUACUACAGCUAAACCUAAGACUACUGAUAAGACACGUUCCAGGCCUGUCGUAAAUAAAACAACACCAGUCCCAGGUAGAACACGAACACCUGGAGGAGUAGCAUGGAAUAAACUAUCAAGAGGUGAUAAACUAACUGACCAAGAUGCUACCAAGCUUCUCAGCACAAGUUCUAGUGUACGCUCCAACUCAUCCAUUCAUUCCUCAGUGUCAAGAAAAAAGCCAGACCCUGUAGCUACACCACCCGGCCCUCCACGAUCUCCCUUAGCUUCCGCCAAACCUACACCAGUCCGAAGAAAACCAUUGCCGCCAAACACGGUGACUGGUAAACCUGGGCGCUCAGGAAAUAUCUUGAUGCCACGAGCACCUCCACCUUCUGCAGCAUCUUCCCCAAUUAAGCCCGCUGGGCCAACUGGUCUUGCAAAAACAAGCUCACAUAAAAAGCCACCUACAGCAGCUUCUUCUCCAGAUUAUAGUAAUCCAAUGUUCAGCUCACUUCCUACAACAGAGACGGAUGUUGCAGGCACACCAAGGUAUACAGGUGACCAUGUGAAGUACAUGAAAAAAGAAGAAGAUGUACCAUGUUCCAUUACAGAUACACUCCAACACUUUCCAACAGAGGAUGGCGAGAAUAUAGACACAGCCACUACUCCUCCACGAAAGCCUCCAACUAACCUCACUGUGGUGACUGUUGAGGGUUGCCCAUCCUUUGUCAUACUGGAUUGGGAAAAGCCACAGAAUGAAACUGUUACAGAAUAUAAAGUUGUGUCAACUGAAAAUGGGAGCUCUGAUGUAAGAGACACAUCCAUUAUAACUACAAAUCAAACCCAUUCUACAGUGGAAAACCUGAAACCUAACACAAGUUACGCAUUUCAGGUGAUACCAAGCAAUCCCCUUGGUGAAGGUCCAAGUAGUGAAUCAAUGCCAUUCAAAACUGAAUCAGCGGACCCAAGAGUAACUGAGCCAAUUUCAAUGGGAAAAGAUGCCAUUUGGACUGAAAUCAAAUUUAAUUCUGAUACCUAUUCUGAAUGCAAAGGGAAACAGUAUGUCAAAAGAACCUGGUACAAGAAAUUUGUUGGUGUACAACUAUGCAAUUCACUCCGAUACAAAAUCUAUCUCAGCGAUACACUUACAGGUAAAUUUUAUAAUAUAGGAGACCAGAGAGGAUAUGGAGAAGAUCAUUGUCAGUUUGUGGACUCAUAUUUAGACGGAAGAACUGGGCAACAGAUUCCAUCAGAUCAACUAUCUACCAAAGAUGGAUUUUUUAGAGCUGUUCGACAGGAACCUGUCCAUUUUGGGAGAAUAGGAGCUGAGACACAUACUAAUUACGUUCAUUGGUAUGAGUGUGGAACGACAAUACCUGGGAAAUGGUAGUGAGAAAACAGAUGAACUGAACAACAAAAGAUUGGAUACAGUUAUGACUGUCCCAGAGAAACUCAGAAAUGGAAAUGUGUCAUGGUAUUAUCUUUGUCAUGCUAAAGUCUAAUGACAAUAACUGUUUCAACUGUACUGUUGGCUGGUUUAAAGUUUCCAUAUUUACAGAUCUUUUGUGGGAAGAGUUAGAUGUCAUAAAAGGAUGUCUUGGGAAGCUGGCUCCCUAUUAGUCUUUUAUGGUACCAUCAACAUAUUUUAAAAGAUGUAGUUUAUUAUUUAUCAGUGUUGCAACAUUUUGAGGCACCUUUAUUGAAAAGUUGCUAAGGAACAAGUAUGUAUUCUGAGCUUUACUGGAGUUCAUGUUCUUGUUCAUCUUUCAAACACAUUUAAAUUAUUCAGUCAGGUUAACUCCUGAAUAAUGUUUGUGCUACUUCAUAUGUACAUUUCUGAAAAUAUACAGUUCUACAGCUGAUGGUGCUAUAUGUAUGUUUGCACUCAGAUAGUCCGUACCGAUGAAAACAUUGUAAAACUAUGCCAGUGAACCACACGACAGACACCAUACUUGCAACCAUUCUACCAUGUAGAUGUGUGGUAAAAUACUCAUCAUCCGUAUUAACUCUGCAUGUUAAAUAGGACAUCAUUAUGAGGAAACAAUAAUGUGUCAUUAAAGGUCCUGCAUGACUGGAGUUGACUCUUAAAGGGCUUGUACAGAUAUUUUCUUGUGGCAUUUACUUUUGGUAUAAAUUGAAGCUAUCCAUCAUUGUAGAUUCUUUCUCUACAGAAAUUUAAUUUUUGCUUUGGUGCAAAGGUUAAGGGCAACCAUUUGCUGCAGUAGAUGAGACAAGAGCAUUACAUGUAUAACCUUAAAACAAUCCUGCAAACAAUACAAGGCCACUUGGCAAAAUUUUGGAUGUUCCAGCAAGAAUAACCAAGUAUAAGGUACACAUGUAUUAAGUCUCUUAUGAAAGGCAUGUUUCAACUACAGCCUUUCCCUUUAAAAUACACCUAUGUAGAUACUUGCUUAUUGCUUCCAAGGAAAUUUUCCUUCAAAAUAAGUGCAUGUCCACACAUAAUUGGCACACUGUAUCUAAGGAGAAGCCAAUGUUGUCACAUCAAUAAACAAGAUUUACAUGUACUUUUGAAAAUGAUCAUGCAGCUUUGUCUAAGAAAAGUGUAGAUGAAUGCAGAAGAUAAUAAAAUGUGUAGAAUGAAUUACGUCCAGAAUAUACAAAAGCACCUACACAUUUGUUGUAUUUUUAAAUGAUAUUUUUUUCUUUAUAUAAAACUGAAGAGUAAUGUGAUCCGCUUUGUAGAAUGGCAAUAUGAAGACUGUUGUUGAAAAUGGAUAUCCUUCUCCCUCUACACCAAGUGCUAUAUUUGUAUUGCUUAAACAUGUAAACAUUAUAUAUAAAGAGAUGUAGGUUUUAAAGGUGUUUAUUCAAUGUAAGAAAAUAUAAAGAAAGAAUACAAGGAAUAUUUGGGUUGGUUGAUUGUAAAAAAAUCUUCUAAGUACAUUGCAGGUACACUGUACACUUAAUAAAUUUUUUAAUCAUAAA